UCAUUGUCACUUUCUGUCAAGCUCAGUGCCUUUGGGCAGGCCACUGCCCUUCUCUCACCCUCACUCUCCGCAUCUCUGAAAUGGGAAGAGGCCCUGAGUUUACAGCUUUGUGCAAAUUGGCCCUGUAGGAUGUGUCCGUCUCAGUCAUUCUCAUCCUCCUCUAUGUGGUCCCGGUCUCUCCCUGGCACACUUCUUCCUGAAGUUUGUGGUAAGCCCUGGUGGUCGGAAGAUUUGGAAAUGACCCACCAUUGGCCCUGGGAGGUGAGCCUCCGGAUGGAAAAUCAGCACGUAUGUGGAGGGGCCCUCAUUGACCCCAGCUGGGUGGUGACGGCGGCCCACUGCAUCCAAGGCACCGAAGAGUACUCAGUGGUGCUCGGCACCUCCAAGUUGCAGCCCAUGAACUUCAGCAGGGCCCUCCGGGUCCCUGUGAGGGACAUCAUUAUGCACCCCAAGUACCGCGGCCGGACCUUCAUCGUGGGUGACAUUGCCCUUGUCCACCUUCAAACACCUGUCACCUUCAGUGAGUCAGUGCUCACCCUGCUCGGCUCCACAGCCAACUCCACACUGACCCCAGAGCUGCAGGAGGCUGAGGUGUUUAUCAUGGACAACAAGAGAUGUGACCAGCAUUACCACAAGAAGUCCCUCUUCCCCCCAGUCAUCCCCCUUGUCCUGGGGGACAUGAUCUGUGCCACCAAUUAUGGAGAAAACUUAUGCUAUGGGGAUUCUGGGGGGCCAUUGGCUUGUGAAGUCGAGGGUGGAUGGAUUCUGGCUGGGGUGUUGUCCUGGGAAAAGGCCUGCGCAAAGGCACAGAAUCCAGGUGUGUACACCCGCGUCACCAAAUACACCAAAUGGAUCAAGAAACAAAUAAGCAAUGGAGCCUUCUCAGGACCCUGCGCCUCUGCCUGCCUCCUAUUCCUCUGCUGGCUGCUGCAGCCCCGGAUGGGCUCCUGACCUCCCUACCCCUUCCUCCUCCUGCCUCACCCUGCUGAAUGGGGCCAGAUGGAGGUUUGACCAAGGUCAUGUGUCCACCUGCAACAAGAGUCAGGGUGGGGAAGAGUAACCCCUGGGAGAAUGGGUCUGGCUUUGGCAUGCCAGUGAAGAGAACUGUGGUGGAUGACUAGGCUUUGCGUGAGCAGGAGCAGAGAAGUGUGGCCUAGAAAGAUUCUGGAAUCUCAGACCAGGAGAGCAGGGAUUAAACAUGUGUAAACUUGAG
Molecule: messenger RNA, 1213 nt
Organism: Sapajus apella (tufted capuchin)
Lineage: Eukaryota; Metazoa; Chordata; Mammalia; Primates; Cebidae
Product: putative serine protease 45
Exons: 4
Coding region: 130-951 (273 amino acids)
Biological process (GO): proteolysis
Molecular function (GO): serine-type endopeptidase activity
Source: RefSeq, a predicted model, not a curated record